AUGAAAGAAUUCACAAAUCCAACGUCGUACUCCCGACGUGUUAGAAGAUUUUUGGGAGUCUGGGAAAGAUCGAGACCUGGACCACACACCGGAGCUCUAACCAACUGCACCUCCCUAACCGCGGCCGGCCGUUUUCGUGAGAGGCAGUAUCAAUUAGCAGCGGAGAAACGUAACGAGGCAUACCUAAGGCAAAGUUAUUACAAGGAGACAGCAAGAUAUUUUGAAAGAGAAAGUGGAAUAGCUAAACAUUACGAUUCUUGGAACUUGAAGCUUGCUGCUGAUCCAAGGGAUUCGACGAAUUUAUUUAAAACCAAUCAAGAGAUUAAUCGUACCAAUUCGACUUAUAAAAAGAACAAUAUGUCCAAUUGGAACGAUCAGAAGGAUCGAUACGAUAAUAAUAUUGAUCUAUUAGCACGUAAUAGAAAAUAUUCGGCACGUUAUGCACGUAGGAGUUUGGAGAAUACAAAUGUUAGACCUGGCGAUGAUAUUUUCGACAAUUUAUCACGUCGUUUGCAGGAAUCUAUGAUGACGACAACCAUGAGUACGGUUAGCAGCAAGAUGGCGGACGAUGACAAAGAAAAUCUUAAUGUUGACGUAGUAGAUGAUUCAACAACCACCACGCCGAUACAAACGAAUAUGAUCGAAUUGACAGAUCAAGAGGAUCCUACGAUCAUUUCGCAGGACGUUUCUGAUAAGGAUUAUACAUUGAAUAGGACCGAACAAGAGAUAACGACGAAUAAUAUUGCAAAUGAUAAACAAAUUAUAGUUGAUCAUUGUGAUUAUGAAAGGGAAAGGGGUUAUCCCUGGAUGAGGAUGGAUCCUAAUGUUAAAAAUCUUUCUGAAAAAAUGUAUCUUUAUUUGACCUAUAAAGAGCUCAAAGAAAAGAUAGAUGAUCUAUUGAAAAAGGAGGAACAUGCUCGCAAUAGACAAAGAUGGGAUGAUGCCAUUAGAUUAAGGGAUAUGAAGAAUGAAUUGGAAUUGAUCAGAGAGAAAAAGAUAUUUAAUAUGAAGAGUCUUACAAUGGAUGAGGAUGUUAGGGAUAGGGCACUUAAAAAUAUCGAUGAAAGGGAACGUGAACUUGCCCUAAGGGUUGAUGCUUGUACGGAUACGUCGAUGUAUAGCGAUGGCGCAAAGGUUCUAUGGGAGAAAUGGAUUAAAGAGGAUGACAGAUUCGUUAUUAAGGAUGCCACGACUCAAAGGGAAAUUCUGAUGAAGGAAUUGGAAGAGGAAUUUCAAAAUUUGGCCGUUGAAGACAGAGAACGAAUCGCUAAGACAUAUCAAAGUGUCUUCAACAACUUGCAUUUGGAAAAUCGUCAUCAUCUCAAUACUAACUUAGUGGCGGAGGCCAAAUCCAAAUCUAAUGCGACUGGUGGGACAGAUUAGAAAGAUAUAUAUAUAUAUAUAUAUAUAUAUAUAUAUAUAUAUAUAUAUAAUAUGUAUGUGUUAGAUCAAGCAUUUUUUUUUGCUUUUAGUACCUAUCAAUCUCUCUCCCUUUCUCUCUCUCGUUUGCUAUGUGUUUAUAAUAUUUUUAUCAAUUUAUCUAAUCACAAAUUAAUUUAUCCAAGAAAAAAAGAGCAUCUAAAACGUCAUCAGAUUAGAACGAUAUAAUCCUUAUUUAGUUUAUCAUUCGUAUUAUCAUUUUGUUUAAAUAAAAUUGAAUUAUCGAUUAGUAUUAUAAAGACCAUAAAGUUCGUCGUUGUAUUCUGAAUCCCUCUGUGAAUUUGGUAUUUUUCUUUUUUUUUUUUUUUAUUUAUUUAUUUAUUUUUUUUUUUUUCUUUCGUUCUCUCUUCACUAAUCCUAUCUCCAAAUUCAUUGUUAUUAUUACUUUGAUCAGGAAUUGAAGAAUCGAUUAGUAAUAUUAUCAAUAAUUUUAAGUUCGUUGUAUUCUGACUUUUGUGAAUUAGAUAUAUUUCUCUAGGAUAUAUUUUUCUUUUCUCUAAUUCGUUCACUAGAUUAUUAUCAUUAUUAUUUUGAUUAAAAAUUCAAUUAUUGAUUAGAAUUGUUAAGAUCGUAAGUUUCUAGAUAAGUUUAUAUAUUUGUUAUUCUGAAAAUUUGAUACGUGCCAAUUAGUAUUACUUAAAUAAUAUCAUUAUAUUUCGUUUAGGGGAUUCAUUUUUAGCAAUAUAAAAUUUAUUUUGAAUUUUGUAUGUUAAUCGAAAUUAUCUCUGAUCAAUGGAUAAUGCACAAUAACAAAGAAAAAUUUUUCCAUAAUGUUGUAACGUGAAAGUAUUAUAAUAAGAAUAUUGUUUAUAUGUAAAAUGCAAGCUUUGUAGAUAAUAAUGAUAAAUAAAUGAAAGUUAAUCGUGAUAAA
Molecule: messenger RNA, 2311 nt
Organism: Vespa crabro (European hornet)
Lineage: Eukaryota; Metazoa; Arthropoda; Insecta; Hymenoptera; Vespidae
Exons: 4
Coding region: 1-1383 (460 amino acids)
Molecular function (GO): protein binding
Source: RefSeq, a predicted model, not a curated record